CUUGGAGAACAUUCCUCUGUUAGUCUGGUGCUUCUCACGCCGACGGCGUUCGUCUCCUCUAAAUCAAUCCCAAACCAGUUUUCCAAGAACUCGAAAUCUCUUUACUUUUCGCAUUGCUCAGCAGGCUGCUCUUGUGGUUACAGCAUUGCUCAGCAGGAUGCUCUUUUCCACAGCUUAAAGCCUUCGUUCAUGAACAAACCGUUGUUAAUUGUCUGCAACAAGACUGAUCUUGUGUCCAUGGAAACCCUGUCUGAUGAAGAUCUGAAACUUAUUGAAGAGAUGAAAGCUGAAGCUAUGAAGGCUGAAAUGGGAUCAGAUGAAGAAGCUGUGCUUUUUAAUACGGAAGAAGGUGUGAUGUCAGUGAAGAAUGCUGCUUGUCAGAGGCUGUUAGAUAAAAGUGUUGAGGCAAAGAUGAAAUCGAAAAAUAUUAAUCAGCACUUGAACAGGUUGCAUGUGGCGAUGCCGAAGCUUCGUGAUGACAAAGAAAGGCUCCCUUGUAUACCUCAGGGAGCUGUCGAAAAUGAGAAGCGAAAGACAGAGAAGGAUUUGGAAGAUGGAAACGGUGGAGCUGGGGUUUAUUCUGCUAGUCUAAAGAAGAACUACAUCUUGGCUGAUAAAGAAUGGAAGAACGACAUUAUACCUGAGAUUUGUGAUGGUCAUAAUGUUGCUGAUUUUGUGGAUCCAGACAUUUUGAACAGGCUUGAGGAGCUGGAAAGUGAAGAAGACCUCAGGGAGGCUGAGGAUGAAGAGGAUGAUUUUGAGAUUGAGGGCGAAACACUCACAGAGGAGCAGAAGAAUCAGUUGGCUGAUAUUCGCAAGAAGAAAGUUUUCCUUAUUCGAGAGCAUAGACUCAAGAAGAGCAAUGCACAAAACAGAGCAACAGUUCGAGGAAAGUUUGACAAGGAUAAGAAGUUUACAAGGGAGAGACUGGGUAGAGAGUUAUCAUCACUUGGUCUUGAUCCUUCUUCUGCUAUGAACCGUAAGAAGAAGAAGCUCUGUCUGAGGUCAAGAUCGAGAUCAGUGUCACGGCCUCCACAUGAGGUUUUGCCUGGUGAAGGCUUCAAGGACUCUUGCCAGAAGAUGAGAGCAAUUAUGAUUGGUAAUAAGUCUCACAGAAAGAGAAACAAAGAUGCACGUCGUGGAGAAGCUGACAGAGUUAUACUAUCUCUGAAACCAAAACACUUGUUUUCAGGGAAAAGGGGGAAAGGCAGAGAAUAUGCAGAUGUUGAACGGAUUGAAGAAUACUUAUCAAGAUUUUAGACUUUUAGCUUUUUUUUUUUUUUUUACUUAUACAGUAUCUGUUAAUUUAGUAUUAUUAGUUGGAGUUUUUUUUCUUUUUUCUAUACAUUUGUGAUUCAAGUUCGAUCACAAUUUUGAAAACUCGAUUUCUUAUUUGGUGGAACAAUAUAUAAUAUCUUGGCAUCUUAUAUAUGGAUGGUUUUUGUGUACUUCUGAAUGUUAUAACACAAAUAAUGGGAGUCAUGUAAGC
Messenger RNA from Thlaspi arvense, 1489 nucleotides. NCBI's taxonomy places the organism in Eukaryota, Viridiplantae, Streptophyta, Magnoliopsida, Brassicales, Brassicaceae. The record is from the annotation of a GenBank genome assembly.